AUGCCCGCUCCAGGCAAAGGAGAGAAGGGCAAGGACAAACACGGCAGGCCAGCAAAGUCCAAGGGGAAGGGCUUCAAAGAUGGAAGCACCGCCGCAAAUGCAUCUUAUGGCGGCCCGCCCCAAAUCCCAACUGACGCUGCCUGCAAGUUCUUUGGAAGUGUCAAGGGAUGUCAAAAAGAUGUGUGCCCGUUCUCGCACAGCAGCCCGAACAGCGUGCCGCUGUGCACAUUCCUGCAGCGCGGGCAGUGUGACAAGGGGGCAGCCUGCACUUUUAGGCAUCAGCAGUGGUCCAGCCCGGAUGAGGCCAUAUCAUUCUACGAUGGUCGUGACCGCAACUUGGUGGAGCAGAGCGCCGAGAGGUACAAACAGAUACGGCGAGGAGCGAGCAGCAAGGACAAAUCAGCCGGAGAACGGCUGUGUACUGAGCAUGUAGAGCUGGAAGGGGAGAUCGAAAAAGACUUCCAAGAAGAGACCUACGGGUCGAAUGCGAUGCGUAUGAUGGAGAAGAUGGGUUACAAGGCGGGCAGUGGCCUUGGCAAGGAAAACCAGGGUCGCACAUCAUUGCUUGGAUCGUGUGUUGCUUUGGAACAUUCAUCUGGAACCUCUGCCUUGGGAUUUUCACACUACGCUGGUGCCAUUCGCGUGACAGCAGCCGAGCGCGCAGCUCGAUUGGCCGAUGCCCGUGCAAAGAAGUGCCAGAAGCUUGACAACACAUCCUUUGUGCAUCAUAACCUCCUGAGCAGCGACGAAAGUAGUGAGGACGAUCCACUCGUGAAGUCUCGUGACGUCAAGCUGCGAUAG
Messenger RNA from Symbiodinium pilosum, 801 nucleotides. The record is from the annotation of a GenBank genome assembly. NCBI's taxonomy places the organism in Eukaryota, Dinophyceae, Suessiales, Symbiodiniaceae.